AUGAUACUGGGACGGCCUACACUGAAUGCCCUCCGAGCUGUUUGCUACACCUUGCACCUCAGUAUGAAGUUUCCUACUCCUGCUGGAGUGGCUGAGGUACUCGGGGAUCCGGAGGUGGUCAGGGCAUGUUACAUCGCCACCCUCAAGGGCAAGGAGAAGUUGGUAGCUCAAACAUUUUGUUUAGAGCCCUGGGAGCCCAUGGAGAAAGGAGAAAGAUUGGAGACGGAUGAGGGGCUGACCGAACUAUGCUCUUUAGAAUCUCUCUUGGAGGAAUAUGCUGAGAUUUUUGCUUGGAGUGCGGAUGACAUGCCAGGAAUCCCCACCGAGCUGGCAGUCCAUAGGUUACAUGUGGAUCCCAACGUCCGACCUGUGAAGCAGAAGAAGAGGAACUUUGCUCCAGAGAGAAAAGAGGUCGUCAAAAGCGAGGUGGGUAAGUUGCUGGAGGCUAAGAUCGUUAAGGAAGUCUACUACCCGACCUGGCUAGCCAAUCCGGUGCUGGUCAAGAAGGAGGAGAGAGCUUGGAGGAUGUGUGUGGAUUUCACUGACUUAAAUAAGGCUUGCCCGAAGGACUGUUACCCACUUCCACGGAUUGACCAGCUCGUGGACUCAACAGCUGGCUAUGGAUUUUCUGUUUCUUGGACGCCUUCAAGGGGUACCAUCAGAUAG
Messenger RNA from Coffea arabica (coffee), 666 nucleotides. The record is from RefSeq and is a predicted model, not a curated record. NCBI's taxonomy places the organism in Eukaryota, Viridiplantae, Streptophyta, Magnoliopsida, Gentianales, Rubiaceae.